Beauveria bassiana ARSEF 2860 is the source of this 2094-nucleotide messenger RNA. Its product is annotated as transcription initiation factor IIF. The coding region runs from base 1 to 2094 and encodes 697 amino acids. The transcript is spliced from 4 exons. Lineage: Eukaryota; Fungi; Ascomycota; Sordariomycetes; Hypocreales; Cordycipitaceae. The record is from RefSeq and is a predicted model, not a curated record. Gene Ontology annotation, biological process: transcription initiation at RNA polymerase II promoter.
AUGGCGGAUAAUGGCUUCAUCAAGCCCGACCCGGACGCGCAGGCGACCCCACCCCUCGAUGACGAAGACCUCUUUGAAGACGCAGGCGACCUCGAGUUUUACGACAAGAACCUCGCCAACACAUACGAAACGCUGUACCUGGCGCGAAUCCCGCGCUACAUGUGGGAGGCGUGGCAGAAGCUGAUUGAGCGCCUCGACGACGACGACGAGGUGCAGAUUGGCACGCUGCGCACCUGGAACGAGCCUGGCGAGACUGAUGAUAAUGGCAACGUCGGGCCCGAAACGACCAAGCUGCGCAUGCUGCUUGACCCAGGCUGCGACGAGCACCACGCACUCCCUCGCGAGUAUGACCUCGAUGUUCUCGACCGCGACGUCCGCAACCACUUCAUCUUCACCGAGGAAGACCUCCCCAGCUACAAGGCCAAGAACAAGGAGCGUCAGGACCAGAUCAAUGCUGGCAUCCCCGCGCACAUUUUGCGGCAAAAGGAAGCGGCGGCAACUGCUGCUGCUUCUGCUGCUGCUGGCGGCGUUGGACCACAGAGGAACACGUAUGAUCGCAAAAGUCGCUUCCAGCCAUAUUAUCGCAAAGCGAUUCCGAAGAAGACAAAGAUAUUUGGCAAGAUUCACUACGAUGUGCGAGUUGAGCCGCGCAACACGGGAGAGGAGGAGCGCUACCUCGGACAACAGCUCUUCCAGGCCGAACACUCGAAAGCCAAGCUCCAGAUUAUCAGCAGAAACACGGCGUCGUCCAUCAUCAACCCCGGCACCGCUGGCGCCGUUGGCUGGGCUGGCAACUUUAUCAAAAACACCCCUUCGCUUGUUAAGCCCAAAAAGGGCGAGAAUUUCAAGGCUGCCCGCAUUCCCAAGAACCAACUUCUCGAUCUCAUUUUCGAUUGCUUCCGCCAGUAUCAGUACUGGUCCAUGAAGGCGCUCCGCCAGCGCACGCAGCAGCCCGACUCGUACCUGCGCCAGGUCCUCGAGGAGGUUGCCGUGCUCAACAAGUCGGGGCCCUUUGCUAACCACUACUGCCUGAGCGAGGCAUACCGCGACAAGGCCGGCAACGAAUCCAGAGAGGCUGCUGCUGCCGAGGCGGCUGAUGAUGGCGACGACGAUGAGCCCGAGGAGAUGGAGGAUGUGCAUCUCCAGCUUUACAUCUCCAGCUUUACAUCUCCAGCUUUACAUUACAUCUCUAGCUUUGCCUCUGCAGGCGCAGCAAUGCUGCGUGCCCACCGCCGCGCACUCUCCAAUAUGCAUCUCGUUUUCGACUUUGACGGCACCAUCACCCUUCGCGACACCAUCGGCCACCUCGCCCGCGCAGGCGUCGCUGCGCAAAAGCUCAGUCGCGGGGCCAACCUCGAGCCCGCCUGGGACGCGCUCCUCCAGGCGUACCUCGCCGACAACGACGCGUACCGCGCGCAAUUUGACACGCCGGCCGCGCGCACCACGGCCGCGCAGGAGCUCCGCUUCCUCAGCGGCCUUGCGGACGUGGAGCGCGCGUCCCUGCGGCGUGUCGGCGAAGCUGCCCUCUUCAAAGGCCUAGGCCCGGCCGCUAUGCGGCGUAUCGGCGCUGAUGCCGUGGCAAACGGCGACGUGCAGCUCCGGCCGGGGUUGGCUCGUCUCGUCGCGCGCGCGCGUGAAAAGGGCUGGUCUGUCAGCGUCGUCUCUGUCAACUGGUCCUCCGAGUUUAUCCGCGGUGUCGUCGGCGACGUCCUGCGCGACGACGGCGACGGCGACGGCGACGGCGACGAAGUGGUUUCAAACUCGACGCGGGAAGAGGAUGGGGUUAUUCGCGGACCGGACGUGCUGGAGGGGGCGCUGCUCGUGACCGCGCCGGACAAGGCCCUCGCGAUGCAGAGGCUGCGAGGCGGCGGGGGCGGCGGGCCGCUCGUCUACUUUGGCGACUCGACGACUGACCUGGCGUGCUUGAUGGAGGCGGACCGCGGGGUGGUGCUGGCGGCGGCAGAGGGUGAGGGCGCUUUGUUGACGACGAUGAAGAGGUUGGGCUUGGAGGUGCCGCCGGUCGAGGCGAAGAAGAAGACGGGGUGGGCGCGGACAUUUGAUGAGGUGCUGGACAGCGAUUUUCUGAGUGAAUGA